This is a messenger RNA of Striga asiatica, 354 nucleotides long. The record is from the annotation of a GenBank genome assembly. NCBI's taxonomy places the organism in Eukaryota, Viridiplantae, Streptophyta, Magnoliopsida, Lamiales, Orobanchaceae.
AUGAGCGAACGAACGGUCGAACCACUCGGCUUUCUUUUUCCUAACCUCACAAGCAAGCCAAACGAGCCAAAAGCAGGGUCCUACGUAAGUGUGAGGUUUAGACUUGUCCCAACUUUACCUAUCUAUUCCCUAACGGUUUGGUACCGAAGAGAUAGUAGAGGAAAGUACACCAAUGCCAAGCCUUUUGUAAAAACUCCUAAGCGAACGCCAGUCCAAGUGAACAGUGGAAGGAAUGAGCGGUUGACGGAAAGCGAAGGAAUGCAAGGCAGAGGGAAAGGUAGUAAGGUUUCUCAAUUACAUGGAUCCUGGGGAAUGAUCUACGGUCUAACUACUAAUUCCUACCUCCGAACCUAA